Molecule: messenger RNA, 810 nt
Organism: Aspergillus costaricaensis CBS 115574
Lineage: Eukaryota; Fungi; Ascomycota; Eurotiomycetes; Eurotiales; Aspergillaceae
Product: NAD(P)-binding protein
Exons: 3
Coding region: 1-810 (269 amino acids)
Cellular component (GO): intracellular anatomical structure
Molecular function (GO): oxidoreductase activity, acting on NAD(P)H, oxygen as acceptor
Source: RefSeq, a predicted model, not a curated record
AUGCCUCUCUACCAGCCUGCGGGCCUCAACGCCCCCGUCCUCUCCCAAUUUUCUCUCCAGGGCAAGACCGCUGCGGUCACCGGUGGCGCCCGCGGAAUAGGACUCGAGAUUGUCCGGGCCCUCGCAGAAGCCGGUGCCGAUGUCGCUCUCAUCUAUGCAAGCAGCCCGGAAGAUGAGGUGCGGUCUGCGGCUUCGCAGAUCAGCGCUUGUACGGGCCAGCGCGUCACCGUAUUCCAAUCCGACGUGACAUCUCGCACACGGAUAGCCGACACGCUGGAGCAGAUUGCCUCCGCGCACGAGAACGGACGCCUGGAUAUCGUCGUCGCGAAUGCCGGAAUCUGCUCGAACAUUGCCAGUCUGGAGUACGAUGAGAGCUCCUGGCAGCGGGAUAAUGCGGUGAACUACGAUGGUGUCAUGUGGACAGCCCAGGCGGCCGGAAAGAUAUUCAAGCGGCAGGGAACAGGUAAUCUCAUUAUCACUGCUUCCGUGAGCUCGAUCUUGGUGAACAUGCCCCAGACGCAGGCCGCCUAUAAUGCUUCCAAGGCCGCGGUGGUGCAUCUCGCCAAAAGUCUAGCGGUGGAGUGGGUGGAUUUUGCGAGAGUCAACUGCAUCUCGCCUGGGUUUAUUAUGACGGAAAUGAUCACCCAGCAGCCGAAAGAGCGAGUCCAGAAAUGGAUGGCGAUGAUUCCUGGCGGGAGGAUUUGUGAUGCUGCGGAGUUGAAAGGCGCUUAUGUCUUUUUGGCCAGUGAUUGCUCCAGUUACAUGACCGGGGCGAACUUGGUCAUUGAUGGAGGCUAUACUCUGACUUAG